AUGGGAGAAGGGGGUGGAAUCACGGAGAAGGGGAUGGAAUCUGGGAGAAGGGGGUGUUAUCUGGGAGAAGGGGGUGGAAUCUGGAAGAAGGGGAUGGAAUCUGGGAGAAGGGGAUGGAAUCAGGGAGAAGGGGAUGGAAUCUGGGAGAAGGGGAUGGAAUCUGGGAGAAGGGGAUGGAAUCUGGGAGAAGGGGAUGGAAUCAGGGAGAAGGGGAUGGAAUCUGGGAGAAGGGGGUGUUAUCUGGGAGAAGGGGGUGGAAUCUGGGAGAAGGGGAUGGAAUCUGGGAGAAGGGGAUGGAAUCUGGGAGAAGGGGAUGAAAUCUGGGAGAAGGGGAUGGAAUCUGGGAGAAGGGGAUGGAAUCUGGGAGAAGGGGAUGGAAUCUGGGAGAAGGGGAUGGAAUCUGGGAGAAGGGGAUGGAAUCUGGGAGAAGGGGAUGGAAUCAGGGAGAAGGGGAUGGAAUCUGGGAGAAGGGGAUGGAAUCUGGGAGAAGGGGAUGGAAUCUGGGAGAAGGAGAUGGAAUAUGGGAGAAGGAGAUGGAAUCUGGGAGAAGGGGGUGGAAUCUGGGAGAAGGGGAUGGAAUAUGGGAGAAGGGGAUGGAAUCUGGGAGAAGGGGAUGGAAUCUGGGAGAAGGGGGAUGGAAUAUGGGAGAAGGGGGUGGAAUCACGGAGAAGGGGAUGGAAUCUGGGAGAAGGGGGUGUUAUCUGGGAGAAGGGGGUGGAAUCUGGAAGAAGGGGAUGGAAUCUGGGAGAAGGGGAUGGAAUCAGGGAGAAGGGGAUGGAAUCUGGGAGAAGGGGAUGGAAUCUGGGAGAAGGGGAUGGAAUCUGGGAGAAGGGGAUGGAAUCUAGGAGAAGGGGAUGGAAUCUGGGAGAAGGGGGUGUUAUCUGGGAGAAAGGGGUGGAAUCUGGGAGAAGGGGAUGGAAUCUGGGAGAAGGGGAUGGAAUCUGGGAGAAGGGGAUGAAAUCUGGGAGAAGGGGAUGGAAUCUGGGAGAAGGGGAUGGAAUCUGGGAGAAGGGGAUGGAAUCUGGGAGAAGGGGAUGGAAUCUGGGAGAAGGGGAUGGAAUCUGGGAGAAGGGGAUGGAAUCAGGGAGAAGGGGAUGGAAUCUGGGAGAAGGGGAUGAAAUCUGGGAAGGGGAUGGAAUCUGGGAGAAGGGGAUGGAAUCUGGGAGAAGGGGAUGGAAUCUGGGAGAAGGGGAUGGAAUCUGGGAGAAGGGGAUGGAAUCUGGGAGAAGGGGAUGGAAUCUGGGAGAAGGGAUGGAAUCUGGGAGAAGGGGAUGGAAUCUGGGAGAAGGUGAUGGAAUCAGGGAGAAGGGGAUGGAAUCUGGGAGAAGGGGGUGGAAUCUGGGAGAAGGGGGUGGAAUCUGGGAGAAGGGGAUGAAAUCUAGGAGAAGGGGAUGGAAUCUGGGAGAAGGGGAUGGAAUAUGGGAGAAGGGGAUGGAAUCUGGGAGAAGGGGAUGGAAUCUGGGAGAAGGGGAUGGAAUCAGGGAGAAGGGGAUGGAAUCUGGGAGAAGAGGAUGGAAUCUGGGAGAAGGGGAUGGAAUUUGGGAGAAGGAGAUGGAAUAUGGGAGAAGGGGAUGGAAUCUGGGAGAAGGGGGUGGAAUCGGGGAGAAGGGGAUGGAAUAUGGGAGAAGGGGAUGGAAUCUGGGAGAAGGGGAUGGAAUCUGGGAGAAGGGGAUGGAAUCAGGGAGAAGGGGAUGGAAUCUGGGAGAAGGGGAUGGAAUCUGGGAGAAGGGGAUGGAAUCGGGGAGAAGGGGAUGGAAUCUGGGAGAAAGGGAUGGAAUAUGGGAGAAGGGGAUGGAAUAUGGGAGAAGGGGAUGGAAUCUGGGAGAAGGGGAUGGAAUCUGGGAGAAGGGGGUGAUGAAAUCAGGGAGAAGGGGAUGGAAUCUGGGAGAAGGGGAUGGAAUCUGGAAGAAGGGGAUGGAAUCUGGGAAAAGGGGAUGGAAUCAGGGAGAAGGGGAUGGAAUCUGGGAGAAGGGGAUGGAAUCUGGGAGAAGGGGAUGGAAUCUGGGAGAAGAGGUGGAAUCAGGGAGAAGGGGAUGGAAUCUGGGAGAAGGGGGUGUUAUCUGGGAGAAGGGGGUGGAAUCUGGGAGAAGGGGAUGGAAUCUGGGAGAAGGGGAUGGAAUCUGGGAGAAGGGGAUGAAAUCUGGGAGAAGGGGAUGGAAUCUGGGAAAAGGGGAUGGAAUCUGGGAGAAGGGGAUGGAAUCUGGGAGAAGGGGAUGGAAUCUGGGAGAAGGGGAUGAAAUCUGGGAGAAGGGGAUGGAAUCUGGGAGAAGGGGAUGGAAUCUGGGAGAAGGGGAUGGAAUCUGGGAGAAGGGGAUGGAAUCUGGGAGAAGGGGAUGGAAUCUGGGAGAAGGGGAUGGAAUCUGGGAGAAGGGAUGGAAUCUGGGAGAAGGGGAUGGAAUCUGGGAGAAGGGGAUGGAAUCAGGGAGAAGGGGAUGGAAUCUGGGAGAAGGGGGUGGAAUCUGGGAGAAGGGGGUGGAUUCUAGGAGAAGGGGAUGGAAUCUGGGAGAAGGGGAUGGAAUCUGGGAGAAGGGGAUGGAAUCUGGGAGAAGGGGAUGGAAUCGGGGAGAAGGGGAUGGAAUCUGGGAGAAGGGGAUGGAAUCUGGGAGAAGGGGGUGGAAUCAAGGAGAAGGGGAUGAAAUCUAG
Messenger RNA from Closterium sp. NIES-65, 2643 nucleotides. Lineage: Eukaryota; Viridiplantae; Streptophyta; Zygnematophyceae; Desmidiales; Closteriaceae. The record is from the annotation of a GenBank genome assembly.